CGAGAAGAUAAGUUGAGGGAACAUGGCGACGUCUCAUCUGCUGAAGAACAAGGGCUCACUGCAGUUCGAGGACAAAUGGGACCUGAUGCGUCCCAUCGUGCUCAAGCUGCUCCGGCAGGAGUCUGUCACCAAACAGCAGUGGUUCGACCUUUUCUCAGAUGUCCAUGCCGUCUGCCUUUGGGAUGACAAAGGUCCCGCCAAGAUCCACCAGGCACUGAAAGAAGACAUUCUAGAUUUCAUCAAACAAGCACAAGCGCGAGUGUUGAGUCACCAGGAUGACACGGCGCUCCUGAAGGCCUACAUCGUGGAGUGGAGGAAGUUCUUCACGCAGUGCGACAUCCUGCCAAAACCCUUCUGCCAGCUGGAGAUCACUCUGAUGGGGAAGCAGGGCAGCAACAAGAAGUCCAACGUGGAGGACAGCAUCGUCCGCAAGUUGAUGCUGGACACCUGGAACGAGUCCAUCUUCUCCAACAUCAAGAGCCGGCUACAGGACAGCGCGAUGAAGCUGGUGCAUGCGGAAAGGCUGGGGGAGGCCUUCGACUCCCAGCUGGUGAUCGGAGUCAGAGAGUCGUACGUGAACUUGUGUUCCAACCCUGAGGACAAGCUGCAGAUCUACAGAGAUAACUUUGAGAAGGCCUACAUGGACUCCACCGAGAGGUUCUACAGAACGCAGGCGCCGGCAUACCUGCAGCAGAACGGCGUUCAGAACUACAUGAAAUAUGCCGAUUCCAAGCUAAGAGAAGAGGAGAAACGUGCACUGCGAUACCUGGAGACGCGACGGGACUGUAACUCUGUACAGGCGCUGAUGGAGUGCUGCGUCAACGCAUUGGUCACAUCCUUCAAGGAGACCAUCCUGGCCGAGUGUCCCGGCAUGAUCAAGAGGAAUGAAACCGAGAGUGAGUACGGCAGGACUGCGCCCGCCAAAGGCUCGGCUAGCUCAGAGCUCCACCUCAUGUUCUCACUCAUGGACAAAGUUCCGAGCGGCAUCGAACCCAUGCUGAAGGACCUGGAAGAGCACAUCAUGAGUGCUGGACUCGCCGACAUGGUGGCGUCUGCUGAGACCAUCACAUCUGACUCAGAGAAGUACGUGGAGCAGCUGCUCACCUUGUUCAACCGCUUCAGUCGACUGGUAAAAGAAGCUUUCCAGGACGACCCACGUUUCCUUACAGCCCGGGACAAGGCCUACAAGGCCGUGGUCAACGACGCCACAAUCUUCAAGCUAGAACUGCCGAUGAAGCAGAAAGGGGUCGGUCUGAAAACCCAACCUGAAUCCAAAUGUCCGGAGCUGCUGGCCAACUACUGCGACAUGCUACUGAGGAAAACGCCGCUCAGCAAAAAGCUCACGUCUGAGGAGAUUGAGGCCAAACUCAAAGAAGUGCUGUUGGUUCUGAAGUACGUCCAGAACAAGGACGUGUUCAUGCGCUACCACAAGGCUCACCUGACCCGCCGCCUCAUCCUGGACAUCUCUGCUGACAGCGAGAUCGAGGAGAACAUGGUGGAGUGGCUGCGGGAAGUGGGAAUGCCUGCCGACUACGUCAACAAGCUGGCCAGAAUGUUCCAAGACAUCAAAGUGUCGGAGGAUUUGAACCAGUCCUUCAAGGAGAUGCACAAACACAACAAGCUGGCUCUUCCAGCUGACUCGGUCAACAUCAAGAUCCUGAACGCAGGUGCCUGGUCCAGGAGCAGUGAGAAGGUCUUUGUGUCUCUGCCCACUGAGUUAGAGGACCUGAUCCCAGAGGUGGAGGACUUUUACAAGAGGAACCACAGCGGCAGGAAGCUCCACUGGCACCACCUCAUGUCCAACGGCAUUAUCACCUUCAAGAACGAGGUGGGUCAGUACGACCUGGAGGUCACCACCUUCCAGCUGGCUGUUCUGUUCGCGUGGAACCAGCGGCCCAGGGAGCGGAUCAGCUUCGAGAACCUGAAGUUGGCCACCGAGUUGCCGGACGCUGAGCUGCGACGUACACUCUGGUCUCUGGUGGCCUUCCCCAAACUCAAGAGGCAGGUUCUGUCCUAUGACCCGGUCGUGUCGUCGCCUAAAGACUUUGCUGAGGGAACGUUGUUCUUCGUCAACCAGGAGUUCUCGCUCAUAAAAAACUCUAAGGUCCAGAAGCGAGGGAAGAUAAACCUGAUCGGCCGGCUGCAGCUGACCACCGAGAGGAUGAGGGAGGAGGAGAACGAGGGGAUCGUGCAGCUCCGGAUACUCCGCACGCAGGAGGCCAUCAUCCAGAUCAUGAAGAUGAGGAAGCGCAUCAACAACGCACAGCUACAGACGGAGCUCGUGGAGAUCCUGAAGAACAUGUUUCUGCCACAGAAGAAGAUGAUCAAGGAGCAGAUCGAGUGGCUGAUCGACCACAAGUACAUCAAGCGGGACGAGAGCGAUCUCAACACCUUCAUCUACAUGGCGUAGCGCUGCCCACGCUCUGGACUGACGCUUGCCACUAGCGGGCUCCCGUCCCUCUAUUUAAACUCAAUCCCGUCUGCGCAGACGGCACAAAGACGCCAGACUUAUUUAAGAAAAACUUCCUGCCUUCAAAGUUGUAAAAAUGAAAUGAAAUCCUUGUGGUCGUUGCCGUUUUUAGUCGAAGGGAGUUUCCUCGCCGUCCGGACUUCAUCCGUUUUCACGCCGGCGCUCCCUCUCGCCACUCACUCACCGCCCGACAAGGAAAGCCAGCAGAACUUUGGACCUCGCGGUUCUGCGUCUUCACGGGACGGAGCGGCCACCAGAGGUCAAACGCUGAAACUUUGUGAUGAAUUGAGGAGCCACCGGGCUGACCGGACUCUGACCCGUCUACAGGUGUAAGAGGGGGUCCGAGGUCACUGGAGGAGGUCAGAGGUCAGUAUUAAAACAGGACGAACCGUCAGAUGUGAAAAUGAAACGUGAAAAUAAA
Molecule: messenger RNA, 2891 nt
Organism: Synchiropus splendidus (mandarinfish)
Lineage: Eukaryota; Metazoa; Chordata; Actinopteri; Syngnathiformes; Callionymidae
Product: cullin-5
Exons: 19
Coding region: 23-2410 (795 amino acids)
Biological process (GO): SCF-dependent proteasomal ubiquitin-dependent protein catabolic process; protein ubiquitination
Cellular component (GO): Cul5-RING ubiquitin ligase complex; SCF ubiquitin ligase complex
Molecular function (GO): ubiquitin protein ligase binding
Source: RefSeq, a predicted model, not a curated record